This is a messenger RNA of Drosophila teissieri, 1611 nucleotides long. RefSeq names its product opsin, ultraviolet-sensitive. Gene Ontology annotation, biological process: visual perception; G protein-coupled receptor signaling pathway. The record is from RefSeq and is a predicted model, not a curated record. NCBI's taxonomy places the organism in Eukaryota, Metazoa, Arthropoda, Insecta, Diptera, Drosophilidae. The coding region runs from base 145 to 1611 and encodes 488 amino acids. The transcript has 3 exons. Gene Ontology annotation, cellular component: membrane. Gene Ontology annotation, molecular function: G protein-coupled receptor activity.
ACACGGAAUCCUUGCCAAAUGCGGCAGUCGAGGCACUGGCAAGUAAAUAAGCGUAAUCCUUUGCGGGCACGUACCACCACUACCGCCUGUUUGGAGUAGCUCGUAAAUAUUUGGCCGAGUCGCAUCCAAAGCAGUCAGUCAGUCAUGGAGGCCAUCAUCCUGACGACCCUGCCCACCCUGACAACGGAUGCUGGUGACAGCAGCUUUUGGCUAACCGGCGCCCUCUCGCUCUCCGAGAUGUUGGCCAACUCCAGCCACGGCCAUUCCACUGGGAGCACAUCCUCGACGGCUGGCAGUUCGGCCACGGAAGCCUCCACGGUGAAUGUGGGCAAGGACCACGACGUAUCCAAGCACGUGAAUGACAGCGUUUCCACGGGACUGAGCAAUUACAGUAAUUACCCCAGCUACAUUCACUACAGGGACAAGUACGACCUGAGCUACAUUGCCAAGGUGAAUCCCUUCUGGCUGCAAUUCGAGCCACCUAAGUCGAGCACCUUCCUGGUGAUGGCCGCCCUGUAUUUCCUGAUUUCGGUGGUGGGAUGUGUGGGCAAUGCGUUCGUAAUCUUUAUGUUUGCCAACCGCAAAUCGCUGCGGACUCCUGCCAAUAUCCUGGUGAUGAAUCUGGCCAUCUGCGACUUUCUGAUGCUCAUCAAAUGCCCAAUUGCCAUAUACAACAACAUCAAAGAGGGUCCGGCUCUGGGUGACAUUGCCUGUCGCCUCUAUGGAUUCGUGGGUGGUCUAAGUGGCACCUGUGCCAUCGGCACCCUCACCGCCAUCGCCCUGGAUCGCUACAAUGUGGUGGUGCAUCCACUGCAGCCGCUGCGACGCUGUUCCCGCCUGCGAUCCUACCUGAUCAUCCUGCUGAUCUGGUGCUACAGCUUCCUGUUCGCUGUGAUGCCGGCCCUGGACAUCGGACUAUCUGUAUAUGUUCCCGAGGGAUUCCUCACCACCUGCAGCUUCGAUUACCUGAACAAGGAGACGCCAGCCCGCAUUUUCAUGGCCCUGUUCUUUGUGGCGGCCUACUGCAUCCCACUGACCUCCAUUGUGUACUCCUACUUCUACAUACUGAAGGUGGUCUUCACGGCGAGUCGCAUUCAGUCGAACAAGGACAAGGCCAAGACGGAACAGAAGUUGGCCUUCAUUGUGGCGGCCAUCAUUGGUUUGUGGUUUCUGGCCUGGUCACCGUACGCCAUCGUUGCCAUGAUGGGCGUCUUCGGCCUGGAGAGGCACAUAACGCCGCUGGGAUCGAUGAUACCCGCGCUCUUCUGCAAGACAGCUGCCUGCGUGGAUCCCUACUUGUAUGCGGCCACCCAUCCGCGGUUUCGCGUCGAGGUGAGAAUGCUCUUCUACGGACGCGGAGUGCUGCGCAGGGUCUCCACCACCAGGUCAUCGUACAUGACCCGUUCCCGAUCGUCGUUCACCCACCGCCUGAGGACGAGCACCACUGGCGAUGGUGGUGGCAUGGGAAUGGGUGAUCACCGCAUGGAGAACUACCUGAUGAACAACAACCUGAUGAUGGUGCCCGAGGAGACGGAGGAGAACGAGGAGAUCGUCGUGGUGGCCGAGAUCAACAACUCGGUUAGCAGCGUCAUGGAGCAGAGUAAGUUCUGA